AUGGCUGCACCCACUUGGACCGAUGGGGCAAAGGGCACAGCCAGGGCCACCACCAGGGGCUCCCCGAAGGUGAUGGAUGUGGCCAGGCCCAUGGCGGACUGGCGGAGACCCCCGGCCUCUCCUGCAGGACAGGGGAUGGGAUGGAGAAAAUCCAAGAUCACAGCCUCGCGCAAGCUCCUGUUGAAGAGCUUGAUGCUGGCAAAGGCCAAGGAGGAGUGGGAUCAGGAGAUCGUGGACAAACAGUCAGAGAAGGAGAGAUACCUGUCCGAGCGCAUCUCCCCGCUGCACACCAGCGGUCUGUCCUUGAGCCAGCUUCAGGAUCUGUGCCGGGAGCUGCACGAGAAGGUGGAGAUUGUGGAUGAAGAGAGAUAUGACAUCGAAGCAAAGUGCAACCAUAACACUAGGGAGAUUAAAGACCUGAAGCUCAAAGUCCUCGACUUGAGAGGGAAGUUCAAGCGGCCCCCGCUGCGGAGGGUCCGCGUCUCUGCCGACGCCAUGCUGAGAGCUCUGCUGGGCUCCAAGCACAAGGUGUCCAUGGACCUGAGAGCCAACCUGAAGUCUGUCAAGAAGGAGGACACAGAGAAGGAGCGCCCCGUGGAGGUGGGUGAUUGGCGCAAGAACGUGGAGGCCAUGUCGGGGAUGGAGGGGCGGAAGAAGAUGUUCGAUGCUGCCAAAUCCCCCACAGGACAGUGA
Messenger RNA from Centrocercus urophasianus (Greater sage-grouse), 693 nucleotides. RefSeq names its product troponin I1, slow skeletal type (gene TNNI1). Gene Ontology annotation, cellular component: troponin complex. The coding region runs from base 1 to 693 and encodes 230 amino acids. NCBI's taxonomy places the organism in Eukaryota, Metazoa, Chordata, Aves, Galliformes, Phasianidae. The transcript has 6 exons. Gene Ontology annotation, biological process: muscle contraction. The record is from RefSeq and is a predicted model, not a curated record.